UCGGAUCAUUAUUGUAUUACUGUGAUAGGAUUUUUGAGGUUAUUAAGUAAAUAAUAUUGAUAUUUCAUCAUUUUUGAAAAAAUUACAGCACAAUUUAAGUAACUUAAAGUAAUAUUUAGCUUUUCAUAUUUUCCAUUCAGAAAACAACUUUAAGGCACAAAUUUAAAAUGAAUAGUAUUGGUUCAUCGUGUAACGAACUAAAGCGAAAAUACGAUGAUUGUUUUAAUGUUUGGUUUGCUGAACACUUCCUGAAAGGAAAAACAGACGAUUCAAUGUGUGCACCUUUUUUCAAAGUGUAUCAACAAUGUGUUAAGAAAGCCAUGAAAGAACAUCAAAUUGAAUUUAGUGAAGUAGAAAAAGAUCUUUUAGGAUCUGAAAAUGAGUGUAAAGUUCCACCAAAAUCAAAUGCUAGUGCUAGUUGAUAAAUCGUUAAAAUUAUGUUCCGUCAAUCGUUACCGUUAGUAAUAAUUUUGUUUUUACCCGUUAGU
This is a messenger RNA of Chrysoperla carnea, 488 nucleotides long. Its product is annotated as TP53-regulated inhibitor of apoptosis 1-like. The coding region runs from base 168 to 422 and encodes 84 amino acids. The record is from RefSeq and is a predicted model, not a curated record. The transcript is spliced from 2 exons. NCBI's taxonomy places the organism in Eukaryota, Metazoa, Arthropoda, Insecta, Neuroptera, Chrysopidae.